Messenger RNA from Priceomyces carsonii, 423 nucleotides. Its product is annotated as mitochondrial 54S ribosomal protein mL43. Gene Ontology annotation, molecular function: structural constituent of ribosome. Gene Ontology annotation, biological process: mitochondrial translation. The coding region runs from base 1 to 423 and encodes 140 amino acids. The transcript has a single exon. NCBI's taxonomy places the organism in Eukaryota, Fungi, Ascomycota, Pichiomycetes, Serinales, Debaryomycetaceae. Gene Ontology annotation, cellular component: mitochondrial large ribosomal subunit. The record is from RefSeq and is a predicted model, not a curated record.
AUGCCAGUAAAAGCUAUACAAAAGUUGUCUGUUGGGCGCAACGGUGUUGGGGCAUAUGUUGUUCCAUGUCAUAAGAUUGCUUUGCAGUAUUGUAAUUGGGGAGGGUCUUCAUCUGGAGCGAGAGAUUUCCUUUCUUCUGGAGCACUUAACGAGCUUGCCUUGAAGAAACGAAAUAUAGUUUUCGAAAUUAAAAAGGUGCUGGGUCAUCCUAAACUCAAGUUUUAUUAUGCAAAUAAGAAUUUUAAGGAGAUUGAAGUGAAAAAUUUUAACUCUAAAGAAAUCAAAGAAAAAUUAGAGGAACUCUCGCAAUCCAGCGGUAACAAGUUGUCUAAAUUUAACCAGAGAGUUCUUUCAAUAAAUGAAUCUGUCAGGGGUGUUUGGUCACCAUUGCACGUUCCAAAGGACCACAGGCAUAGAAUCUGA